UAUUGCAAAUAAGAGGGCUAAAAUUUUAUAUCAUGAAUGUUUUAAAAGAAUUAACUUUUGUUAGGAAUGACCAAUUUUUAAUUUAUAUUAGAUGAAAGGUUUAACUUCAUGAAUAUUUGAGAGUUGAGGAUCUAGGAAGUUAAGCAGGGUGAGAUUAAAUUUAAUUGGCUGGUUUCACUUUAAUCUAGUUUGGGAUUUUAGGGUUUGAAUAGCUCUUCAAUCACAACUUCUUCAAAUUUUCGCGCGAAAAAUGGAUCAUGAAGGGCAACGAGGUUCUUCAAACCCCUCUGCAAUGCUCACUUCUCUCCUUAGCAAGAGAGCCAAGCUUCAAAAGGAGCUUCGAAAGAUUGAAAAACAGGUCUAUGAUAUGGAGACAAAUUAUUUACAGGAUCCAAGCCAGUGUGGCAAUGUAUUGAAAGGUUUUGAAGGGUUCCUAUCUUCAUCUAAGAAUACUGCACUCUUGAAGCGGUCUAGGAAGUUCCAGCCUGAAGAUAGGCUCUUUUCAUUAUCUUCCGUCUCCUCGCCUGCAGCCGAAGAGCUAGCAACUGGACGAGAUGAUGGGAGAUCAGAUUGUGGUGUUGGUCGUCCUAAGGGUGGAGGAAUAUACGCAAAUGGGCAAGGAAAACCAAAGAAGGGAAGAGGUGGACUAAGAGAAGCCAAGAGAAUCAGAGCCUCAGUUGAUCCAGAUUUUGACUAUGAUGAUGAUCCUGAUUUGACAUUCUGAAAUCACCCUGACCGGACGCUAUGGUGGCGGACCUUUGUAUGAUCAAGAGGUUCAAGCAAACAGAGCUUCUAUCAAUGCUGCUAGAUGUUAAUGCUACAUGAGGAAGGAUCAGUUGCUCCUCUUUGUUACAACUGUUUCUUUUCUCUUAUUUAUUUAUUAUUUUUUAAUGUAAAGGAUGACAAAAUUUCACAGCCUCAUCUAUGCUAUGUCAUAAACGAUUAAGCAAGAACAAUAUUGUCUGUGAACUUGCAAGAAAUAGCACUCUAUGUGAUCAUGUUGAGUGAUGUACGCGAUUGAGGGAUGUGCAGUACAAGUCUUUUUUAUUGCAGAG
Molecule: messenger RNA, 1055 nt
Organism: Manihot esculenta (cassava)
Lineage: Eukaryota; Viridiplantae; Streptophyta; Magnoliopsida; Malpighiales; Euphorbiaceae
Product: chromatin modification-related protein eaf6
Exons: 7
Coding region: 251-724 (157 amino acids)
Cellular component (GO): histone acetyltransferase complex
Source: RefSeq, a predicted model, not a curated record